CUGAGGUCUGCAUAAUAUUAACAUGUUAUUACCAGAGGUGUUUUAGAUAUUGAUCCUGUAUUCGGUCGUAGUUAAACUCACUUCCCCACCUCACAGGUCCAUACCUGCUUUUCUAAUUUAAUAAGACAAGUGACAGGAAAUUUUGUAAAAAUGCCCAAGAGGAAGUCACCCGAGGGAGCAGAGGCCAAAGACGCCACCAAAGUUACAAAGCAGGAGCCCACUCGGAGGUCAGAGCGUCUUUCCUCAAAACCAGCUCCUAAACCUGAACCAAAAGCUAAAAAGCCAGCUGCCAAGAAGCCAUCCAAUGACAAAGCGGUAAAGGAGAAGAAGGGCGGAGCCAAAGGAAAGAAAGAGGAGAAAGAAUCUGCGCCCACUGCAAAUGGAGAGACCAAGCCGGAGGAGAUCUGUGUCUCACGCUCAUCUGUCAGUGUGUCUUCAUGGAGAAGUUCCGCCCCUUCCUUCCUGUCCAUCCGAGGGCAGAGUGAGAGUGUUAGAGUAAAGGGAAACUGAGCCCAAGACUGAGGCUGAGGCGAAAGAGUGAUUGAAGUUGUUUUCUGGAAUAACAAAGAACAUUUUUUUAUUCCUAUUGAGUAUUUUGUAAAAUGCAAACUUUUUUUAGACUUACCGUACUAGAUAUCCUUAGCUAAGUCGACUCACACUCCCCGCUGAAGCACCGUACCUGUCUCCUUCUCUUUCAUCUGACAGAAAGAUAGAUUCAUUUCAAGGAAAAGCAACAGUUAUUCUUGAAAAUUUCACCAGCAGCUUGCCUGCCAAAUGCAGCCACUUGGAACAUGUCACAUCCUACCUGUUAAAAGCAACCAGUUCAUCUUUUGCCACCAGAGCGCAUAUCCUUAGCUCCAUAUAUAUGGUUACUAAGGUGCAAGUCUUUGGUGUGUAUUGCCUUUGAGUCUUGUUAUUUAAUUGGUUAAAUAUCAUAAAAAAGAGCGAGAGAUACAGAAAGAGGGAGCAAAUGGGGCCGAGAGAUUUAAAUAGUAACCCUUUACUUUAUCUCCUUUGUAGCAUUUUGAGAUUCUAGUGUGUUCUUUUAAAAUUGUUGAAUUAAACAUGACCCUUAACAGUGGCAGAAAUCCAUAGCAAUAAACAAGUGGUGCUUUGUACUAGAAGGUUAGGAAAACUCUAUAAGAACUCAAUCUCAGAAAGAUGUACAAGUCCACAGAACUGGUUUAAGAGAUACUCUCUGUAAAAUGUUUUCAAAUAAAAGAUGAAUAAACGGUCAA
Messenger RNA from Sinocyclocheilus grahami, 1238 nucleotides. It is a transcript of the gene hmgn3, whose product is annotated as high mobility group nucleosomal binding domain 3. The record is from RefSeq and is a predicted model, not a curated record. Gene Ontology annotation, cellular component: nucleus; chromatin. Lineage: Eukaryota; Metazoa; Chordata; Actinopteri; Cypriniformes; Cyprinidae. Gene Ontology annotation, molecular function: nucleosomal DNA binding. Gene Ontology annotation, biological process: chromatin organization. Bases 151 to 510 code for a protein of 119 amino acids. The transcript is spliced from 7 exons.